Camellia sinensis is the source of this 1464-nucleotide messenger RNA. RefSeq names its product protein HOMOLOG OF MAMMALIAN LYST-INTERACTING PROTEIN 5. Gene Ontology annotation, biological process: late endosome to vacuole transport via multivesicular body sorting pathway. The record is from RefSeq and is a predicted model, not a curated record. Gene Ontology annotation, cellular component: multivesicular body. Lineage: Eukaryota; Viridiplantae; Streptophyta; Magnoliopsida; Ericales; Theaceae.
CGAUGAGUUGCAGAAACACGAACCACUCGUCGCCUACUACUGUCGAUUGUGUGCGAUGCAACGAGGGUUGAAGAUUCCAACGUGCGAUCGUACUAAAACCACUAAUGCACUUCUUGUUUCCCUCAUGAAUCAACUUGAAAAGGUUCUGCUGAGAAAUAAAAACUGAGUAACCCCAUUUGGAAACCAGUUAUUUGCAGUAUAUUGGACAAGAAGUCACUGAAAUUGGGGCCUGAUGACCAUUUGCACCUUGAGGGAUUUGCCUCAAAUGUUUUUGCAAAGGCAGACAAGCAAGAUAGGGCUGGGAGAGCAGAUUUGUACGGCGUGUUCUUUUUUAAAAAUACAUUUUUUUAGUGAUAAUUUUCUAGAAAGGAAUACUGCAAAGACAUUUUAUGCAGCAAGCAUCUUUUUUGAGAUUCGUAAUCAAUUUGGUGACUUGCAGCCUGAUCUUGAGCAGAAACAGAAGUAUGCAGCGUGGAAAGCCGCGGAUAUAAGGAAAGCUUUGAAAGAAGGAAGGAAGCCUAUACCAGGGCCUGCUGAUGGUGAUAAAGAUUUAUCAAUACUGUCAAGCACAUCAAGUGGUGAAUAUGAUCUUGAGCCGAGCAGAUCUGACCCAGCUAUCAAACCUGCACUAGAACCUGAUCAAUCACAUCAGUCCUAUGAUGAAAUUCCAUCAUCACCUUCAAAUAAUUCGCCGUCACUACCUUCUUACCCUACUGCAAGUUAUCCUUCACAUGAUUUCCAUCCACCGCCUUCGACCAACAGAUCGGAAAAUUCUACAUAUUCACAGCCAUAUCACCAUCAACCUUACCCACAAGAACCUCAGCAACAUUUUCCACAAAAUUACCCGUCUCAUGAAAUUUCCUCUACCUCGUAUCCCAAUUUCCAAUCUUACCCUAGUUUUACAGAGACUAGCCUCCCUGAAGCCCCAUCUAAUCAUCAUUCAUACCAUCAAGGCUCUGAUGCUACUUACUCUACUCUGUCUGCUUCAACCACGACGAACUACCCAUCAACUGCUCAAUACAAUUCAAGCAGCAGAAAUGGAACUGUUUUAGAAGCUGCACCGACUUCUGUUCAAAUGUAUCAAUAUGACAACAAUUACCAGCCACCACCUGAGAAAAUUGCCGAGGCACACAAGGCUGCGAGGUUUGCAGUUGGGGCUCUGGCUUUUGAUGAUAUCUCUGUUGCAGUGGACCACCUUAAAAAAUCACUGGAGUUACUGACAAAUCCAUCAGCCAGUCAGUAAGUUUGUUGUUGGCAGUAUUUUUAUCCUGGUUUAUUUUUCUGAUUUGGUAGUUUGAUAGUGAAGUUCAUUUGAAUUUUUCCCCCCCUUUUGAUGGAAAUUGCUGUAUAGUUUAACCCCCCAUAUUACCAUGUUGAGUGAUUUAUUGCAAUUCUACAAGGGUUGGGGAUUUUCUGUCCCCAAAAUCUUUGUUUCCCUUUUCAAUGCACUAAAUUUUGAGACAA